This is a messenger RNA of Callorhinchus milii (elephant shark), 3615 nucleotides long. It is a transcript of the gene mocos, whose product is annotated as molybdenum cofactor sulfurase. The transcript is spliced from 15 exons. The record is from RefSeq and is a predicted model, not a curated record. Gene Ontology annotation, molecular function: molybdenum cofactor sulfurtransferase activity; pyridoxal phosphate binding; molybdenum ion binding. The coding region runs from base 124 to 2838 and encodes 904 amino acids. Gene Ontology annotation, biological process: Mo-molybdopterin cofactor biosynthetic process. NCBI's taxonomy places the organism in Eukaryota, Metazoa, Chordata, Chondrichthyes, Chimaeriformes, Callorhinchidae.
UCGGAAGAAAUCGGUUGGGGUGUCGCUGUGUAACGAAGGCGCUGAGCCCCGCGGCCGCGUAGUGACUGACUGACUGACUGACUGACUGAGCCCUCACUGAAGCUGCAGUUGAGUUAACAGUAAAUGAUUAACAGCCCCUCCGCGGCCUCAGUGCCGACCGGACACUUGGAGGUGACCGGGCACAUGGAGGGCGGCGGGACGCCGAGCGAGUUGAGCGGUUUAGACUGCGUUGAAAGUAGACUUGAACUUGACCGCUGUGGGUAUGGAGGCAGCCCAGAGGAAAUUAGAGUUAACGAGUUCAACAGACUGAAAGGAAUCACUUAUCUGGAUCAUGCAGGUACAACGCUCUAUGCACACAGUCAACUUCAGCGAUUUUACCAAGAUCUUGCAGACAAUGUCUAUGGUAACCCCCAUAGUGAAAACCUUAGCAGCAAAUUAACACAUGACACCAUUGAGAAUGUCCGAUACAGAGUUCUACAGCACUUCAACACCAGCCCUGAAGAAUAUAGUGUCAUAUUCACCUCUGGAAGCACAGCUGCACUGAAGCUUGUUGCGGAGAGUUUCCAAUGGACACGUGCAAAACCCAGAAACUCCAGAAGUUGUUUUUGCUACCUGGUUGACAACCAUACAUCUGUUGUGGGUAUGAGAGGACUAGCUACUCUAAAUGAUGCUCUUGCCAUGCCAGUAAAACCAGAGGAGAUUUUAGAACGAAAAGACUAUCCUCUGACUAACAGCAUCGCUCUGGAUGAGGAAGAAGAUUGUCAUAUUAAUCAUCUAUUCUGCUAUCCUGCCCAAAGCAAUUUUUCAGGGACAAAAUAUCCACUUACAUGGACAAAGGACAUUAAAUUAAGAAAUAUGUAUCCUUCUAACAGAAUCUCUGGGAAAUGGUUUGUGUUGUUGGAUGCAGCCUCUUUUGUGAGCACCUCACCACUUGACCUUACCUCUCAUCAGCCGGAUUUCAUCCCCAUCUCAUUUUAUAAAAUCUUUGGGUUCCCAACAGGCCUUGGAGCUCUGUUGGUAAGGAACGAAAGUAGACAUCUGCUGGAAAAAAUAUACUUUGGAGGAGGAACAGCAGCUGCUUAUUUGGCAGGAGAAGACUUCUAUGUCCCAAGGGAGACUCUAGCUGGCAGGUUUGAAGAUGGCACAAUUUCGUUUCUUGACAUUAUAGCACUAAAACAUGGAUUUGACACUCUGGAAAGGCUUACAGGUGGAAUGGAAAAUAUAAUGCUGCAUACCUUUAGUCUGGUCCACUAUACCUACAUAGUACUCACUGGAAUGCAACACGCGAAUGGAGCACCGGUGUCACAUAUUUAUAGAGAUAAUGAAUUUGAAAGCCCAGACAUGCAAGGUCCUAUCAUUAAUUUUAACAUACUCGAUGAGAACGGUGAUAUUGUUGGUUACUCUCAGGUGGAUAGGAUGGCGAGUUUGUACAACAUCCAUCUCCGCACGGGUUGUUUUUGUAACACUGGAAGCUGUCAACAACACCUAGGAAUCAGUAAUGAAGAUGUCAGAAAGAACCUACAGGCUGGCCACAUCUGUGGGGAUUCUAUGGAUCUGAUUGAUGGCCUCCCCACUGGAUCAGUCAGAAUAUCCUUUGGCUACAUGUCCACAUUUGAAGAUGCACAAAGAUUCUUAAGGUUCAUCAUCGAUUCUUUUGUGAAGAAUCCAGUCUGCUUUGACAAAACCAUCCUGUCUAACUUGUCAGGAACUGAAAUAAUGAAGGAGAGAUGUGGAUUUUGGACCGAGAAUCACACAGAUAAAAGAAAGAUAGAAGACCAGGAAGUCAGUCAAAGAGAACGGAAUUCUGCCAGAAUUCAGAUUCUUCCAAAUUGUCACGUUUCAGAGAGUCAAUCAAAGUUGAACAGCUAUAUCCAUGAAAACCAUGAAGAAUUAAUCAAUUCUGACUGUCAGUCAGUAACUCUUACCAACAUCUACCUGUACCCAGUCAAGUCCUGUGCUGCAUUUGAGGUUAAGAAGUGGCCUAUUGGAAAGCAUGGUUUACUCUUUGACCGAACUUGGAUGAUAGUCAACCAAAAUGGCGUCUGUGUUAGUCAAAAGCAGGAACCCAGGCUUUGUUUGAUUCAUCCGCACAUUGACUUGGAACAAGGCAUUAUGACCAUCAGUGCAGAAGGAAUGGACCCUAUAAUGGUGCCUCUAGAAGAAGGAGAUGGAAAACAGUUUCCAUUUCAAGCCUGUCAAAGCAAAGUCUGUGGAGACAGAGUAGAAGGACUGGACUGCGGAGAAAAGGUAGCAGCCUGGAUCUCCAUUUUCCUUGGUCGUCAGAGUCGUCUGGUCAGACAAAGCUCUGAUUUUCACAGAAAUGUAAAGAAGCAGUACACGGAAGGCCAGGGUUUGACCCAAACACAUACCCUGUCACUGGUGAAUGAAGCCCAGUAUCUUCUCAUAAACAGAGCGAGUAUAAACCAUCUCAAGGAGCAGAUAGUAAACAGAGAUGGAGCACGUAAUUCUAGUUCUAUUCAAGCACUAAAAACUGAAGAGCUAAUCCAUCGUUUUCGUGCCAACCUCGUGAUAAGUGGAAAGAGACCAUAUGAAGAAGAUGACUGGGCUGAGGUGGUUAUGGAUGGUACAUAUUUUCAGGUGGUGGGGCAAUGUAGCAGAUGUCAAAUGAUUUGCAUCGAUCAAGUGAAUGGAAAAAGAAGUAAUGAACCCCUACAGACUCUAGCUUUGUGCCGUGAUAGAAAGGUAACCUUUGGGGCGUACCUGAUUCAUCAAACACCAGGAAUGUCAGAGUACUGCAGAGUGUUGUCUGUAGGAUCUUUGGUUUCCUUUGUGAAAAAAGGAGAAGAAAAACCUGCUACACCUUCUGCUGGACAUUAAUAUCCUCAUCAAUGAUCUAGAAGUGAUCUGAAUGGCUUCUACAAGUGUGUAAGGGCUCUGAGACACUAUUAAAAUAGAAAUAGAUAUGGUUUCAAAUUUGGUCCUUCAAGCCUUUAAAAUCCAUUAUUAAUUGCAGUUAUAAUUUUGUUAACCUUGAUAAAAAUACUGAUAUAAUGAACCUUUCCAUUAUUGUAGCAUACAACUUCUAGGAUGGUAGAAGGCGAAUUAGAUGGGCUUUGGUCUUUUUUNGUCCAGCAAUUCCUUUGUUCUUAAUAACCUGUAGUGUAGUGGUUAGCACACUUGCCUCACAAGCGAGAGGACCUGGGUUCAAUUCUCAGGCAGGGCAAAACCUUAGGCAAGUUUCCUUACUCCACACACCUAGCAAUAAGUAGGAACGCAGGAACGCAGUUUUUAGUGGAUUGGAGGACUGCUUUCCGGGGCUAAUAAUCCCUUCAAAAAAUAAAUAAUAAUUUGGUCACUCAGUCCACGACUGUUUGUUGCAAACUGCUGUGCGCAAUUGUCUGCCGUGUUUUGCCCUCAAAAUAUAAUCAGUUCACUUUACAGUAUAUUCUAUGCAGCACUUGGAGAUGUCUCAACAAUGUGAUAGGCGCCAAAUCAAAUGCAAUCAAUAUUGUAAUAUAUAUUGUUCAUAAAGUUUGCACUGUUUUCUGGUGAAACCAAGAGAAGAAAAUGGAUUUUCCCAGAUGUGGAUAAGAUUACAUCAAGUGAGAAAUAAUUGUCCUAAUCUGAUUAAAGUCAUUUCAUUUGUUUCUUGUG